Molecule: messenger RNA, 4941 nt
Organism: Hippocampus comes (tiger tail seahorse)
Lineage: Eukaryota; Metazoa; Chordata; Actinopteri; Syngnathiformes; Syngnathidae
Exons: 21
Coding region: 133-4668 (1511 amino acids)
Biological process (GO): cell adhesion
Molecular function (GO): integrin binding
Source: RefSeq, a predicted model, not a curated record
ACACCUCCUUUUCUUUCUAUCGCGCCUUCUCUCUCGUGCUCGACAUUUGUGCAAGGCAGGCGAGUGGCACACAAGUGGAGCUGAGCCGGGAAAGGACUCACACAAGGAGGAACUUUGUAUUGGCGUCAGAAAAUGGGCGAAAGGACGACAUUUGUGCGCCUUUUGAUGGGGUUUCUGCUCAGCGCCACAGGUGCCUGCUGCCCCAUCGAGUUGAGCCCCCCCAGGGUGGCGGUGCGAUACGGAGACCCCGUUUCCAUCAACUGCAGCACCUCCGACCACCUGUACAAAGGGAUGGGUUGGGAGUCUCCGCUGGGUGGCACGGGCCUGAAGCCUGUGCGCCAUUUGACUUGGAGCGUGGACGCACUCACCAGGUGGCACAUCUCGCCCGUGUGCUUCCUCAGCCCAGUGCCCAAAAGCGGACGAGACCAAUGCUCCAAGAACCCAGACGUGGUCGUUUACACAUCUCCACAAAAUAUCUCCAUCCAAGCCAACAGAUCUGUUGUCAAAGAAGGAGAGCCGGUUGAAGUGACGUGCAUCAUUAGGAGGAUCGCGCCGAUUCACCGCGUCAUCGUGCGGUGGUACAGCAGCGAUACGGUCAUCACGGAAAGACGCGCUGAAGGGUCAACUGAAGGACUCGUUGAUCUUCUUUUUGGCUACAACUAUGAACAUUUCAAGUCGUCUUCGGUACGGCAGCAGCAGCUUGUCAAGCUCAAAUGCGAGGCGGUUUUGGACCUGCUGCCCGAGGGGCCGCAACUCAGUGCAUUUUCACCCGAGUUGGAGCUCACAGUUGAAUAUGACAUAGAAGACAUCGAGCUCACGUGUCCAAGUAACUACACUGCAGUGGAGUACGCUCCUCACAACCUCUCCUGCUCCGUGGAAGGCGGAUCUUCCGAAUCUUUGAUCACCUGGUACAAAGACGGAGAGGAGGUGGAGUUAUCGGAGACACUGACGAGAUACGACGCCGGGCAGUAUGUCGUCGUUGCCACCUUGUCUUCAAGCAUGGUCAAUGCCACCGUGGAUCUCAAUGUUGUAUAUCCGCCCUCGCAGAUAGAGGAGCUGGAAGAUAUUGAAGUGGAGCUGGGCUCCGAAAUAUACCUCCAGUGCGCCACCAGAGCCAACCCGCGACCCGAAUACUCCUGGAGUGCACCCACUUUUCUGGACGUCACUCAGGUCAAUGAAGAUGGAGUUUCCCGUCUCCUGAUACCCAAUGUGGCUUCACACCACACGGGCGUCUACACUUGCUACGCCAGCAACGAAAGAGGAAGUGUCACUAAACAAGUCACAGUGAGUGUAAAAGAGUGCGAGCCCAACUGGUUUAGGUGUGCAAAAGGCUCGUGCAUCUUGUCGCAUCGGAUGUGUGACGGAGAAGACCACUGCGGUGAUGGGAGCGACGAAAUCCAGUGUGGUGAGCAUCAUGAAUGCCCCAUUAGGAUACAACCUGAGGCCCUGGUGCUCCAAUACAUGGGUGAAAGCCAGAAUGCCACGUGCAUGUUCACGAGCACAAGAAAUGCCCGAACCAUAGCCUGGGCCGGAGGGCCCGUCUUACACCACAACGAAACAACUUGGACUCCUGACACCCAAACAGACUGGGAUCCUUCUCCUCACUGUGCCGUCUUCUUCCAGAAUCAAAUGAUUUGCAAGAAGCCUCUUAACUUCAUCCUCUACAAAAUGCCCGACAGCAUCACCAUCCGUCCGGUCAACAAGUCGAUCUUUUUGGAGGGCAAGCUGUGCCAGCUGCGUUGUGACAUCACCAACGUGGCUCCCGCACAAAGCCUCAUUGUGCGCUGGUAUCACGGCAAUCGAACCAUUGAGCCAUCAGUCAGAGAGCCUCUGCGAUUGGUCGACUGCCCACAAGAUUCGAACACGUCGUGUGAACCGGGCGCCAUCAGGACGCCGGUUAACGUGUUUGCCAGCGCCGGCUUCCUCCUCAACCGAACACAUCACGAAGCAGCUUUAAGUUGCGAGGCGAUUUUGGAGUUGGGACCGCUGGGACCACGGCUGUCACCCACCGUGAUUUCACGUGCUGUCAGCUUCAGCGUGCACUACAAACCGGUCAUCAACACCACCAAGCUCCCGAGAGUCGUCCCGCUGUUCCGAGGUUACCCCGAGGAGCUCGUGUGCGAAGCAGACGGUCAGCCGCCUCCCGUCAUCUACUGGUCAAGCGGCGUUGAAAACCCCUCUUGGGAGUCAAGAGACAACAUCACCGUUUUUAAAGCAGGCCGCUACACCUGCAAGGCCGUCAAUGACGUGGCGUCGGACGUCCACACGGUUGAAGUGGUCCCAAAAGAGGACUACCUGCCCCUCAUCGCCGGAUUCGUGGCGGCCACGGUGGUGGUCAUCUCGGCCAUUUUCCUCUUCAUCUACUCCAUCUAUUACAAGAAUACCAAGAUGCGGCGCUACAGUCUGAAGAACCCCAAACUCAGCGGCCACAACGCCAACGUGGCGCACAACGGCUGGGACUUACAGUUCCCUAUGACCAAGCUGUCGUGUAAAGAACUACCUAUUUUCCCCGCUUUUACGAUGAUAGUCAUCCUAUUGAGCUGCUUAAUAGUGUAUGCAGCAAAGCCUGCAAGCACUUCCUGCCCACUAGAAAUAACUCCUAACUUUGUGCUGGUGCCUUUCGGCGGCUCCAUCUCAGCUGUAUGCAAGUCCUUAUCCAGUCAAUCGAAGGGAAUGGGCUGGGAGUCGCCAGUUGGAGCCAAGGGACUGGUGAAGGGUGUGUCCAACCUCACCUUACAAAUAGAUUCGUUGCAACGUUGGUACGUGGAUCCCAUCUGCUUUGUCAAUCUCAAUGGUUCUCAGUGUACGAAGGAUUUACCUGUCACCGUCUACAAAAUGCCGGACAAUGUGUCCAUAUCGUUGGAGAGUCAUGUUGGCCCCUUGUCAGAAGAGCAACUCUUUUCCGUGCGGUGUGAAGUCAAUCAGAUUGCGCCAAUACAUCACGUCUCUUUGGAAUUGCUCAAUGGCAAUAAAAGAGUGGACAAGAUAUGGUUCAAUGACACUGACGUCAAAGAGCCAGUUUCCAAAUUAAUUCGCUUCUUACUGUUAUCCAAGAGAGAGUAUAAUGGAGCACAGUUCCACUGUGAGGCAAGGAUCGACCUUGGCCCAUUGGGGCGCCUUCCAGAGACGUCCUCGGAGCCGCUCGAGCUGAUUGUGCAUUACGCGCCGACCUUCAGCCAACCAACAAACGAGACUCUGACGCUCCAAGUUGGCAGCCAAAUGAGUUUAGAUUGCAGCGCCUCAGGAAACCCACAGCCGGAAUACAGCUGGAAGACGCCUUACACGUCUAAAGUGCUGACUGAAACUCAAUCUGUUUUCAAUUCCUCUUUCAAGCAUCCAGGCACCUACGAGUGCACCGCCGCAAACUCUCAGGGAACCAUCACCAAGCGCUUCACGGUCACCCAAGCUCCAAGACCUCGAAGAACCUUGGCAUUGGUGCUCGGACUGUUUGUGGGCCUGGCAGUCGUGCUCUGCAUCCUGGGAUAUUUUUUUGUCACUCCCCAAGGGACGUAUUCUUGCAAGAAGCAGAGUUAUACUCCUGGAUCCGCGACGUCAGAUCCUAUACCUGUGAAUUUGCUUCUCCCCAGUGUGUUGUCAAGACAAUCAUCCAUUUUGUUGUACUUGACAAGCAUUAAAUGGGCAUCGAUAGUGCUUUUAAUGUCAAAAAUGAAAUGUGUUCUUGCAUUUGUAAACUUUUGGAUGGAACAAACGUUAAAAGGGCUCCUUCACCAUCAAGUGAACAUGGCCAAUGUGGAAUCUCUGCGGUGGAUUGCAGCACUGUGUAUGUUUUGCUCAGUUUCAGGCGACGGCUGCUCCCUAAUCCUCAAGCCCGCCAGGGUGGUGGUGGGCUUCGGGGAGCCGGUGUUGGUGAGUUGCGAGGCGACCCGGCCGGUGCGCGUGCUGGGCUGGGAGUCGGCCAUCAGCGCCGCGCACACGCAGCAGGGCCCGAGCGUCCAAUGGAAGGUGGACAGCCUCAUCGACUGGAUCGAGGAGCCCAUCUGCUAUGGGGUGUUCUUCACUGCGCCGCGCCAGUGCGAGGAGAAGCUCAACCUCGUCCUCUAUAAAAACCCAGACAGCGUCACCAUCACGGUAGUGAAUCACACCGGGCCGAUGGUGGCAGGAAAGGAGUACCAGCUCUUGUGUGAGGUCCAGAACGUUGCUCCCGUUCAGUACCUGAACUUGAGGUGGUACAGGGAGCGCAUCGAGGUGCAUAACCGCUCGUUUGCCGAGCUGACUUCUCCCUCGCCGGUGCAAAUCUCCUCCAUCUUCGUCAUCACGCCCUCCGAGGCCGACGACGGCGCUCGGUACAGCUGCGUGGCUGAGUUGGAACUGGGACCGGAGGGACCUCAACCACCUCUGACUGUCACCUCUAAGCCGCUGAGAGCGUCUGUGCACUUUCCUCCGAUGUUCCAAAGUCCCGAGGCAGAAAGCGUGGAUGUGUCAGUCGGUGGCGAAACAACGCUGAACUGCACCGCCACAGGGAACCCGACACCCGUCUACAGCUGGCAACCCGAGCCGGAGCCAAAACAGGAAGAUGACCAAGGAGCUGUGCUCACUUCCUCCUCGUUGGUGCCUGGAACCUACACCUGCACCGCAUCCAACUCGCUAGGGAAGAAGAGCAAGCAGUUCACUGUCAAAGCCAAGAGCAAAGCUAGACAGAAGGUGUGAACCAACCACCAGGGAUUUUUACAACACAUCCAGUAUUUAUGCAAAAUUUGUCACAAUUUUAACAUAGAUAGCUGUCUAGUGAGGCUUACAGUAGAGUGAACGUAUUUCCUCAAAUUGUUGCCGAUGUCAUUAGCUAUGACUGAUAACCACCGUGUGUCAUCAUGUAUGCCAUUACCACAACAGUCGGCAAAUAUGCAAAGCUGAAGUUCAACAUGUGGAUUCAUCCAUCUAUUUUCUACACUGUAAGAAUAAAGGUGCUAAAUUUGUACCUUU